UGUGGAUGCUGGUUUAAUAGUGCACGAUUCCGAUUUCAAAAAAUGGGCCUUGCAUGCUCAAAAAGAAGUAGGGCAUACUGAUUUUCGUUUCAAAGCAUCUCGUACGUGGAUAAACUCAUUCAAAGCAGCUCAUCGUAUCGUAUCGAGAAAAAUUAAUAAAUUCAUUACAUCCAAAACAAUUGAAGAUGGAAAAGUCUUGGAACAACAAAGUCAAAAAUUUGUCUAUGACGUAAAGCAAAAUAUUAGAACGUACGAAUUGUCAAAUAUAUUUAACGCAGAUCAGAGUGGCUUCCAACUAGAAAUGCAUUCAGGAAGAACUUUAGCGAUCGAAGGAGAAAAGCAAGUACAAUGUCUUGUGCAAUCAGUCUCUUCUACGACUCACAGUUACACUAUUCAGCCGACUAUAUCAGCUGACGGCAAGCUGCUAUCUCCUCUAUUUUUAGUUUUAAAAGAACCAACUGGCAAGAUUGGUCCAUUAGUGGAGAAAACGCUUUUCAGACCCGAUAAUGUGUACAUAGAAGUAUCCAAGUCUGGGAAGCUUACUUCAGAUCAUUUUAAAAUUUGGUUGGAGCAUGUAUUUUUCCCGAAAGUUGGCCCAAAAUCAUUAUUACUGAUUGAUUCUUGGACUGGACACUGUCCCCAAGCUGUACUUAAUGUGAAACCUUCAAAUAGAGAUGUCAAAGUAAUGAUUAUACCUAAAGAAACUACCGGAAAAAUCCAACCCCUCGAUGUUUUUGGAUUCCGAGUAUGGAAAAAUUUUGUUAGACAUUUUUCUGAUACUUGUCUAUUGAUGAAUUAUAAUAUUGAUUUGCAUUUGAGAAAUAAUAUCAUAAAGCUGCAGUCACUCGUUCAUAACCAACUGUCGUCACGACAUUAUAUAGAUCUUUUCAAAUAUUCUUGGUACAAAAGUGGUUAUAUAGAAGAAAAACCAGCCAAUUUUGAAAAUCCUGUAGACUUUGCAUUUGGAGAUUCUUGCAACUCACAUUGUGAAGUUCCAGGAUGUGAAAAUGUUGCUAUUGUUCGCUGUUCCUGGUGUAAAAAGUAGCUAUGUUUUAAACACUUUUUCGAUGACUAUCAUUACUGCAGUACUUACAACGGCUAAUAGAGCAUACGAUUAUAUAUUCGCUUCUAUUUAUUGCUGUUGACAUAUUAUCAAUAAAAGAUAUAAGCAUAUUGUA
Messenger RNA from Venturia canescens, 1178 nucleotides. RefSeq lists its product as uncharacterized. NCBI's taxonomy places the organism in Eukaryota, Metazoa, Arthropoda, Insecta, Hymenoptera, Ichneumonidae. The record is from RefSeq and is a predicted model, not a curated record. The coding region runs from base 302 to 1045 and encodes 247 amino acids. The transcript has 2 exons. Gene Ontology annotation, molecular function: nucleic acid binding.